Molecule: messenger RNA, 5274 nt
Organism: Oncorhynchus gorbuscha (pink salmon)
Lineage: Eukaryota; Metazoa; Chordata; Actinopteri; Salmoniformes; Salmonidae
Product: protein FAM163B-like
Exons: 3
Coding region: 700-1212 (170 amino acids)
Source: RefSeq, a predicted model, not a curated record
CGGAAAAGAUAAUACAUUUCAUGGUAUCCGCUGAGCAAUUACCAACCUUUUUUUCUCUUUUUGGGUCGUCAUCUUUAUUUAUUUUUAGCAGUUUAUUUCAUUUUUUUGUCAUGUAUUUUGCAUCAUUAGUGCCAUUCUUCAGCGUUCCCCUAUCAAAUGUCCCUGGUAAAAUUGCGCGGUAAGGAGAAAAUGUACUUGGGAGCGCGGGAAAUAAUUCAGUUGCGCAUAACCAUUCUUGCAUAAGCAUCCAAAUGAACUUGUAGGCCUACUUCAGUUAUCUUUCAAUAUUGCUUGAAAGUACCCAUCUCUUCAACCCUUUUUGGAAAUGAAGACAGAUGGCGAUAAACCUGGGAAAUUGUGAUGGGAAUUUAAUUAUGUUUGGUUUCUUUUAGAUUCGACUCGUUUUUCCCAAGGAAAUAAGUGCUUUACCACAGAAGAUCCACAGGGACAGUCACUUUUGUGGUGUUCAGUGUUAAAGGUACAAGACAAAUGUGUGCUCCGAAGAGUAGCAGUAGCUUAUGAGAGGUCCAUUCCUCUCUGUUGAAACUCUAUCAAUCACCUUCAGGCGCGGCUGCCUUUGAGCGUCACGUGGCUGCCACACGGAUGCCCAGAACCGGUGUUGCAGGAGCCGUAGGCGCCGGAGAAGCAACAUGGGACGAUUCAAAUACUUAUAGAGGGUGUUGAUGGAGAGGACUUCGAAUGUCAGCCGGGACAGUGGUUAUCUGUGGUGGAAUUCUAGCUACAGUCAUCUUACUGACUAUCGUUGCAGUACUGUGCUACUGUAGGUUGCAGUAUUAUUGCUGUAAGAGGGAGGAGCCAGAGAGGGAGGAGGAGGAGCAACCGGACAUCACCACCAUGUCCUCUCUCCCCACACCAGUACACACAGCUGGGGACCUCGACGUGAUGACCACGCCCCCCUCCGAGCCUAACGGGCCCGCCUUUGUCUACACUCCGCCCCUGGUCCGCAAACCAGUGACACGCUCCCAUACAUUCUGCCCCUCCUGCACGCCUUACUCCCUGCCCUUCUACCUGCAGCACCCCUCUGAGAGGCUGCGUAACGGCGGUGGGCGCAUCAGCUACAGGACUGUGCAGCAGCAGGAGCUGGACCUGCCCAUGGACCUGGCCAGCUUCAACCACAAGCUCAACCUCAUCCGCUCUGUCACCAUGAGGGAGGUGGUCACCCACAGCCACAGUGUCAGCACUGACGUGUAGCCCCCUGGUGGCUGGGAGGACCAAUGUCAGGGAUCUGACCUGGCUGGAGGGAAUUUGAUUGAACUCUUACUUAGUGUAGAUAUUUUCCACCUCAACAAAUCGAUGGGUACGUUCACUCACUCACACGAUGUAAAGAGUUUUUUUUUGGUCUCACUUGUAGAUAUAUGGACACCUAGUCCUGAAUUCACCUUUUUUUCUCACGUCAUGCUUUCACUUCAAAGGUUAAUUUGUCAGUAUGUUGAUGGCAAUGUGUCAAUCUGCUCGUCUUUCUUUAGAGGAUUAUGAUUCAGACAGCAAGAACACAGCAAGGACAUGGUGUGUGUGUGUGUAGGUGUGUGUGUAGGUGUGUGUGUGUGUGUGUGUAGGUGUGUGUGUAGGUGUGUGUGUGUAGGUGUGUGUGUUUGUGUGUGGGGAAGCACAUGAACGGUAUUUUAAAAAGGGCUUAAUAUCAUAGGCAGCAUAGAGGAUCUGUGAUUGUGAGGGAGACAUUUUUUCUCAAGAAAAGCUUAAGCUGGCAGAACAGGGCCGCUGGAAAACGUGUGGCGAGCUGGCAUUUGCACCAGCAUUUUUUUAUCAGAUGUGGCAGGGUUCCACAACUUCUGAUUUAGUUUACAAAAAAAUAUUGACGAGAAAGGCGUAAAAAACUAGGGGAAAUGUGCCGUUUUUUUAGACCGAUUUGCCUCAUGAUUUGUCAACUCGCUCACAAUUUCUCUGUUCUUCACAUCGCUGUUCUGCUGCAGUGUCUUGACAAAAGAGAUGAACGGAAAUCACAGGUCUGGCCUGGCACACCCUCACCUGAAUUGCCAACAACCGGAUGCACCCAGUUUUCAGGGACACAGCUAACUCAACCUAGCUUCCUUUUCCAUUGUUAACCGGAGCUCUGCUCAGGCAUUUAUUUUACACCUGCUCCAUUAGGUUUAGGUUAGGCCAGGCACAAAGCUCAAGGCACGCUUCACUUUCCUCAGUAUUUAUUUAGCAAAUGUGAUAACAUAUCAUUCCCGACAGACACGAGCAAAAAGUCUUUACAUAAAUGUUGUAGCAGCCUACACCUGAACAUUAGCAAUCUGACAUGCUGUAUUGCAUGGAAACGAGACGAUUCUUCAGUCUGAUCAACUGUAGGCUACUAACAACAGCAGCUGCAAACAGUCUACUACACCCUGUCCCUCUAGCCUAGCUCAACCCGCCGGCAAAUUGCGCUAUUAUUAAUUUGACUUAAUUUGUUCUCCAUUCAGGCUGCAAGGGCGUUGAUUGCCUCCUCAACAAGCUUUAAAUGUGAGCCGCCUGAAAAAAUACCCAUGAAAAAUAUGCGUACUGCCUUAAUAAAAGGGAAACACUCUUUUUCACGUCACUUCAAUAACAAAUUGACGUUUUCGUAGUAGGUUAGGAGAACAUACACAGCAGGUUAGGAGAAUUACCAUAGAAAGUUAUGAGACUGAGGUAAAGGUUAGGAAAAGGGUUAGCGUAAAUUCUCUCUUAUCCUGCUAUGACAAUCACUUUGUAUCGGAGUGUGAAAAGAGUGUGUCCCCUUAACCCCCUCGAGUCGAUUUCCACGGCAAAAUUGUAAUUAGCAUAAUAUCAAAAUCUCCAUCAAAAUCCAUCUGUUAAAGUUAGAUAGAUUUGUUUGGAUGCUUUGGAUGCCUUUCAAUCCACCACAUUCGCAUCUGCGGUGAAAGGUGGCUGAGCUACAGCAGUGUUUGGUGUUUGUCAGACCAUGAGACAUCCCGAAAAUCGGUCUUCUCACAUAAAAACGUCUUUAGCGGUUUGGCCUACACAAAAAUAUGACCCCUUCUUGUUUUGCUCUAGGACGAUUUUCAAGCCUCGCCUGAAGGUACCCCGGUAUAAGUUUUAAAAAAUGAAUGGAAGUAUAUAUGGAAGUAGUUUAGUGCCUAAAAUCUAGGGUUAAAUAGGUGUACAAAAAUAUAUAAAUAGUUUCCUGAUCUUUCUUAUAUCUCUCAGAUAUAUUUCAGAACAAACUUCCUUUUGAUUUUUUGGGGAGUGUUGUCCCAUGCAGUGAAACUGCAGUGAAUCUGUUUCUAUGGGCUAAUAGCAGUAAGGCCAAAUUCAAUGUUUCAUCAAAUAUAUUUUUAAAUAUAUAUUUUGGAUACCUUAAAGAGGUCUUAAAAUUCUAAAUCAAAUAGCAAAAUUACAAUUGGAAUGGCCGUAUUAAAACAACUCCAUAUGCUAGUUUAAUAAUCCUGUUCAUAAAACACAAUUUUCCACCACCAUGCUAGAGUGGCUGAUGCUACUUCCUGAUGUUCAGCCAAUCAAGUUGCAACAGUCGGUUGCGUACCCCUGGCUGAACGCUGUGUACAACACCAGGAAGUAGCAUUAUCCAUUCGAAAAAAAUGUAUUAAGACAAUACAUAUUUUUCCCAUAUUUAUUUUUUUGCUGGCUUGGCAUUAAAGCUAGUUAACAAGGCAACUGACGCCUUUGCAGCCUGAAAAAAAAGGUUUUAUGUACGAGCCAAUGGCCAGGGGACACAAGUGUACAGCCGGCUGAAUUACAUUCCUGUUGGACGCAGAUGACAAACGACGUACAAGGAAUAAUAACACCAUCUGCCAGUCGGUUGGUCCACCUCUGGCCGGGGUAAACGAAGCGGAAAAGGUAUGUAUUUAUUGCUCCAUUUGUUUGUGUUAGGAACUGAUCAUAUUUGGUUUAUAUUCACACUUGGGCUGCCUAGACCUUUUCUAUCCAAAAAAUGAUUAACCGGAAUUAACGAGUAAACACAAUAGCUGACAUAGACUGCGAGUUCAAUGUUUUAUUAGGCCUACAGUUGCAGAGGGCAGGCCUCCACAAUGCAAACUUGCAUAAAGCAAGCUAAGCCCUGUGACCUCUAUUAUCCAAUCAUAUUGCUGUAUCUAUGUCUGUGUAGAGAGAAACCCUGUUAGUCUAGCUUUGAAAUAUAACUCAUAUGAACAGGUUGCUGCAGUUUGACAGGGUUUUUAUCCUCCCCACUGCCAGGUUAUUUUUCUCCUGGUUAUUAUAAACGUGACCUGAUUAGAAAACGCCGCUCUCAUCAUAGCCCAUAUUAAAGCUUUUAUUUUAUUUUUUACAACUGAUGAAUCAUGUCAUACCAUAUAAGGUCCAGAGUUUUACCUCGUUAGGUUACCAGAUCAGGAAAAACUAUGGGACCCAGGAAAAAAAGAAUCGCCCCACCACUCUGGGACCUGUGGUGCCACCUCCGAGGCAUAGUAAUAACUGUGUCUGUUGUGUGAUAUCUGUACGGUGAAUUUUCUUGGGGUUUAUGUGUAGGUGAUGACACAUAAGGCACUGUAAGCUGCUAAAAUAAGGACAGAACCCUAAUAUCUUGGUCUCAUUAGCCUGAUUCUCAAAUCCUCUGAAGUGUUGUUGUUUCAGUUUUGAGUGUCCUCUCAAUAUAUUCUUAAUCGAGAGGAAACAUAACCAUUUUAAGAGCUCAUUUGGUUCAAACUUAAAGGGAAAAUAUGUUUAAAUAUAUAUUUGAAGUGAUUUUCAUGUAGCUCAUUGUCAAGUCAUAUACUUCAAGUUCCACAAUAAAAAGUUAGUGUAUGUCAAUUGAGUUGGUUGCUCUAGUAAUGUAUGUACUGUUUACUUGGCAAGUAUGGGUGGCCAAACUCUUAUUGAAUUCCCCCCAAAAAUGUAACAUGGCAUGUCUUGUUUUGAUUUAACAGUGUUUUGUCUUCUUGGUGUAUAGGAUAUUUGUGUUUUAUUUCAGCAGUAAAUGUGAGAGGGAGAGCCCUAUACAUAAACCAGCAGGUGGCAUCAGGUCCUGGUAUAUGCAUUUCCCAUUAACUACUAUGGAUGAACCAUAUGUGGAAUACAGCAUUUUGCAUUGUACAAAAUAGCGUCAACAAUAAACAGAACAAUUUGUGCAUGUUUUUUUCGUAUGCUGAACACAACAAAUCAAUCAAAGAAACAACGAUAAUUUACAGUUUUUAAUCGAAAUACAGGUAAAUACAUUGAGGACUUCAGUUAACAACAGUACAAAAGCUCAAUGAUUACUUCUUUGUACAAAGAGGUAUCAGUUACACAAAAACAGUACACUGGAUAUAUAUUGUAAAAAAUGAGACACAAACUCUUCAA